UUUUCUUUCUCAGUACGGACGAAAGGCGACAGCCUCAAUCUGCGAGCUCUCACCGACGUCUCCCACACCUCCUCAACCCUCUCUUUCAGACCUCGCUCGCGCUUAUCCCUACCACAUCACCUCGUCAUCAUCGUCUUCUUCUUAAAUCCUCAUCAGGUCCCUUCCUCCACCCCUCUCUUCAACCUCCUCCUCCUUCUUCUUCACACCCUAGCUGCUGCCAUUUUGGAUUCCCAACUGACCGUCCAUGGAUUUGCCUUCUGAUUUCCUGCCGCAGAGCGGCGCCGUGGAGGAGCCCGAAGACUUGCAAUCCUCCUCCGUCUCUUCCUUCUACAGCGACGGCGACGAGGAGGAUGACUCGUCGUCCGCGAAUUCCACGGGCCCGCCGUCGGAAGAGGGGCCCCUUUUUGAGAUGUCUGCGCUCUUGCCCUUGCUUCCCGUCAAGAGAGGACUAUCAAAGCAUUACGAUGGGAAAUCACAGUCCUUUACAUCUCUUGCCAAUGUGGGGAGCUUGGAAGACCUAGCCAAGCCCGAUAGGUCAUUCAAAAAAAGGCUCAAGCUCUGCAAGAGCUAUGGAGGAAACUUGGAUUGCCACAUAGCACUCUCACCUAAAUCCAGAGCCAUCACAAAGAAGGUGUCUCCACUGGUAAAUGCCAGGAGACACAGCUUUGCAGGUCCCAAGCCUCCUAUGUACCCACAAAGAUCUAACAGCGCUCUCUCAGGACAAACUUUUUUGCUUGCCUAAGAGUUCCAAGAACUAACCUUGAUCACAACAAUACUGACACCAGCCUGCCUGUUCCAUGUUCAGAAUGCAAGAAGCCUGUAGUAUCUUGUGAAAGACUGCAGCACCCAACAAUCAACCAGGCUAACUGUAUUCACUAUUACUCUGUUGCAUGUAAUUUUUUCCCCCCGGCAAAUCUCAUGCUGUUGGAUGAUUGUUUGUACAUAUAGCCGAUGUAAUCCUCCUCUUCCAGGUCAAAUUCCUCACAUUUCCUAGAGAAACGUUUGUCAAUAACACGGCUACUGGAGAUCUGUUUCUUUUGCAA
Zingiber officinale is the source of this 1043-nucleotide messenger RNA. RefSeq lists its product as uncharacterized. The record is from RefSeq and is a predicted model, not a curated record. The transcript has 2 exons. Lineage: Eukaryota; Viridiplantae; Streptophyta; Magnoliopsida; Zingiberales; Zingiberaceae. The coding region runs from base 245 to 742 and encodes 165 amino acids.